Cetraspora pellucida is the source of this 345-nucleotide messenger RNA. Lineage: Eukaryota; Fungi; Glomeromycota; Glomeromycetes; Diversisporales; Gigasporaceae. The record is from the annotation of a GenBank genome assembly.
AUGUCUAAACCAUCUAUACUAUCUAAUAACUCUUCUAUUAAUCUCACUAAUAAACAUGUUACUACUAUCACUAUAUUUUUACAAACUAAUAACACUACUAUUACUACUUCUGUCUUACAAACUAAUAGUACCACUAUUUCUGUUUUACAAACUAUAAAAAAAGCUGUUCUGAAUCAACCAAAUGUCUAUGAUGAAAACUAUGAUCCUGAAAUUCAACUAGAAUCUGACAAUAUAUUAGAACCCAAAAAUAUAUUAGAAAACACAUUAGAACCUGAGACCCUAUUUGAGCAUAAAACUCUCUUAUUGAAACCAGAAUUAAGUGACUCACUUUUUCAGCAUAAUUAG